Molecule: messenger RNA, 4619 nt
Organism: Mobula hypostoma (lesser devil ray)
Lineage: Eukaryota; Metazoa; Chordata; Chondrichthyes; Myliobatiformes; Myliobatidae
Gene: gdap1l1
Product: ganglioside induced differentiation associated protein 1-like 1
Exons: 5
Coding region: 232-1176 (314 amino acids)
Source: RefSeq, a predicted model, not a curated record
UAUCCUAAUCGUAGCAAAUAUUCUACAAUUAUCAACGUUCAUGUACAAUCUUAGAUUAUCUUAAUUUUAAAUUAAACAGAAGCAUACACGCAUUAGUUUACAAAUACGCGCACGUCCAGACACUAUACAUUUCAAAUGCAGUGACAGGUUGGAGGUUGUUGGGUCUCUUCCUGUUUCUGGCUCUGGUGCUGAUGCUUCCCCACCUCGCUUCUCGCCCUUUUUCCUUCUGUCAUGGCGUCUCAGAAUUCUCCUGCUUCGAACUGUAGCUGGUGGCCAAUCUCAGCAACUGAAAACGAUGGGAAAAUCAGCGAGGGCGAACAAAGCAGCACUCCGGCUCAAGAACAGGCGGGGUUUCUCUCUGAUAAAAACGAAAAAGACGGUGACGGUAUCGUCUUGUAUCACUGGACCCAGUCUUUCAGCUCACAGAAGGUUCGUUUACUGAUUGCAGAGAAAGGCGUGCUGUGUGAUGAACGUGACGUCAGUUUACCAUUAACUGAACAUAAAGAACCAUGGUUUAUGCGGCUGAAUUUAGGUGAAGAAGUGCCGGUGAUAAUCCAUGGGGACAAUAUCAUUAGUGACUACAACCAAAUUAUUGAUUAUCUGGAGAAGACCUUUGUGGGAGGGCAUUUAGUAAACACUGCUUCAGAAUUGAUGAAGCUCGACCAAGAACAACCUCAACUCACAGAGCCAUAUCUUUCCAAACAAAAAAAACUAAUGACCAAGAUACUGGACCAUGAUGACGUGAACAACUUAAAGAAAAUUCUUACUGAAUUAGGGAAAGUUUUAGAUCAAGUGGAAGCAGAGCUUGAACAGAAGAAACAUGAAUUUGCAGGCCAGAAGUGCGAAACCUGGUUGUGUGGAUUAGAUUUUACCUUAGCUGAUAUAUCCCUUGGAGCAACGUUACAUCGCCUCAGGUUCCUGGGGCUUGCAAAAAAGUACUGGGGAAAUGCAGAUCGACCCAAUUUGCAAGCAUAUUUUGAGAGAGUGCAGAAACGUACUGCAUUUCGAAAGGUUUUAGGAGACAUACACACCACACUGCUGUCAGCUGUUUUACCUAAUGCUUUCCGCCUUGUGAAAAGAAAACCACCUUCUUUCUUUGGUGCCUCAUUUUUAAUGGGAACCCUAGGCGGAAUGGGAUAUUUUGCUUAUUGGUAUCUCAAGAAAAAGUAUAUGUAACAAUAGUAAAUGUAAUUCUGUGGCCUAUGUAAUGUGUGAUAUUAUGGAAUGUUUUAAAAUAUGUGAAUAAUUUCACUAGGUGAAUUCUGUAGUACUGUUAACAUUCCAUGCCGUAGGAUGGUAUAUUAUACAGCACAUAUAUAAUUUAACUGCUGUUUCUUUUUUAAAAAAAUGGUUUUGAUUUUCCAUGCUAACAUCAGGCCAGCAAUUCACUAAACUUCAUAAAUAACACCAGUUAGCCAAUCAAGCGACAAUUAGAAAAUUGCACUGUAUAUUCCCAUUCUAAGAUCUAGAAAUCCAGCCAAGUCCUGCCCUAUGGACAGAAUUUAGAAAUAAACAGGCUGCAGUGAGUUGGACUGAAAUUAAAAUUUAAUUUCCAAUAGGCACAUUAAGUUACUCUGUUCAUUGUGUGACCAAAUAUAUCCAAGACCACAUUGGAAACAUCUUACUUCUCACACUGAAGUUUACUUUGAUGGGUUUUAGUGGAUCAUCUUCCAUCUACUACAGGCCAACAUUUUUCAUUAAACCAUUCAAUGAAUUGUGAACUCAAUUCGUACUGGAAAAUGAUGAAGUUGUCAUUCAUGAAUGAACAAAAUAAAGUGCACUUAUUUGACAUAAAGAAAAGAUAAAUUUAGUUUAAAAACACUAAACAUGAUCCCCACUCAAGGUUUUUGAACAUCACUUUUUCUUUCAGACAGAAAUUACACACCUGUACUCUGACCUCUUGCAGUCUGUAUUCACUCCUUUCAGAGAGAGCUCUUAAUCAAAGUGUUUUGUUCAGCUUUCAUUUUCUGUAGGACUUGUUUUCACUUGGUAGCUAUCAUUACCUUCCAGCCAACACCUUUUGUGCGUUGCUUACUUACCAUUGUUUGUUUUUAUGCUGUAAUUUGCUAAGUUAAUGUGUAGUUUCUUCAGGAAAGAUUACAUACAAUAUAUUUUCCAUUCUUUUAAACAUCCUUCAUAUUUUAUCUGCUUAAUCCCUGCAAUGCCCACCCACUCUCCUUUCGAAAGCAAUAACUAAUACUGGGUACAGUUUUGGUGUAUAAACUAAAUAGUAAACCUGUAUUAAACCUUACCACAGUGUUCAACCAUGAGUCCAUCACAGCCAAGUUUGAUCAUACUGUACUUUUAUUUUCGUUGUCCAGGUAUAACAAAGAGAAACAGAAACCAAAAGUGAAUAGUCCAGAGCUACAAUGGUCACGUGUUGAGUAACCAUUACCACAACAGAAAAUUAGUUACAAUAUAAAUCUAUUAACUUGAGAUUUCAAAAUCAUACUCAAAAUGUAUUCACUUAAUUUAGGAAUUGAAUCAAUUGAUUCAAUUAAGUCAAUUGAUUCAUAAAUUAUCUUUAAAGUUUAAAAAUUGACAAGGAAUUAUCGUGUGUCCAAUUGGUGUCUUCUACAUAAUAAAGUAUUUUUUGUAAGGUAAGGUAAGAUAUGGUAACAAUAAUUCACAAUUACCCCACUCAAUGAGUCCAGUUAGUUUUCUAGCUAUAUUUUUGAAAAAAAACAUUUACUUCAUCCAUAUAAGACAAGAAUUUUUUUGGUUCUAACUCCAUUUUAGGGUUCUAAAAAAUUUAAUUAUAACGUCUAUUGUGGAAGAGUAACUUGCCAGUACAUGAGUGAAGUUCAAAGAAACCUGUGUCUGACCCACUGUACCUCCAGCACCUUUGUAUGUUGUUCCAGAUUUCCAGUAUCUGCAGCAUCAUGUGUGUCAAUUAAUAGAAAGCUGGUUGAUGGUAUUCUAUCAUUCUUGAAUCAUUCUUAAACUGACAUACACUACAGAAAUAGGCACCCAGAGUAUGAAACAUGUAGAUUUAUAAGCAAUCAUGAAGCCAGAGCUAAAAAGUGUCUGACCUGUUGAGUUCCUCCAGCAUUUUGUGUGUGUAUCUUCAAAACUUAGUUUCAAAUUUUAGAUUAGCUUUGUUCAUUCAUAAAUAACAACUUAAACUAUUAUAAUUUUAUUUCAGGUUUGUUUUACCAUCCAAAAGUUGCUGAAUAUUUACAUGAAAGAGAAAUGGCAUCCCUAUAAUUUUCUUAAUGAAAAAGCCCACAGACUCACUAUGUUGAAAUAUAACUUUUGGAUGAAGUUGAUUAGUACUGUAACACUCAACACAUUUACUUUGCUUUAGUUAAGUGCCCAAUCAGUGCACUGCUUUCAAAAGCUGUGUUUAUGUUCAAGUAGAUCAUAAUUAACAUCACUAAUGAAAUGUCUUCACUGGAUGGGUCAACAUGGUGCUGCAGAGGGGUUACGUUGCUGAUAAUCCUAGUAUAGAAACAAAAUGACUGGGGAAAAAAGCUGCAAUUUAAUUAGGUCCUGAUUAGAAUAACUGCAUUGCUAAUAGUGAUUGAAUUUUAAUUUCAGGCGGAAAGCUGAAAUCUUACAAAUCAAUCAAUCAAUCAAUAAAUAAAUAUCGGUGGAUGUACCGCAUUUGCCAUUUAUAAGGCAGAAACAGAACAUCAAUUCUGUGCAGGGUAUGGAAUAGUGAACCACUAAAGUGAUCUCAAAACCUUAUUCUCUAAAUUGAUCUCUAACAGGAUGCAUUGCGAACCACAGAAGUGUGUCUGUAAUAUGGUAUCGAUACACAAUGGAGGAUCAAAGACCUUGUAUUCUAUGUUUACAUCAGGAAUCCAAGCUUCCUGACCACAAAGCAGCCUUAAGACAUACACAGUCAAAAUGGAUACCACUUCAACCAUUUCUGAAAUACCAUAUACUUGUCAAGGUAGUAAACUUAUUUUAAAAGAAAUCAAAAAUGAAAUUAAUCAGUGUCUUGAUUCAGAAGGGUUUAUGUAAAUUGGUAGAUUGCCAGUUCCAAUUUCUCUUUUCAUGGGACAAAGCUGCAAUCUGUAGAAAUACAUUCAAUUCAUUUAAGUCACCGUCUGUCAUGAAUACGCAAUAAUGCAUUUAUAGAGAUUUGAUUCAGUAUCAAGUUUAUUAUCAGGACAUUUGUCAUGAAAUUUGUUGAUAUCAUGAUAUGAUAGAACACCAGUUUUAAAGUAUCUUACCCUGAAAGAAAUAUGUCAUUUCCUUAACAGGACAGAUAUGUCAGGAACGAAUAUAUUAAGUGAAGUGCUGGGGUUCAGAUACACAUUCUAAGACUUGAUGUAAUUUCAUUGGAUCAGCUCUCUUCCAGCAUACAAAUGACAAAAGGUUUUCAGGUAUUUAAAAAGGACAAGAGAAAGGCUGAAUAAUGAGAAAUAUAAAAUAUUAGACAAUAAUCUUUACUAGUUAUUGUGGCAAGUCACUAGAGUUACCAAUAAUACUAAUCUGCAUUUUAUGGGAUAAUUUGCCUGUUCAUCAGAAGCAGUGUUACAAAUAAUCAGGUUUAUUGUCUAAUCAAUGUGGAGUAAUGGUAAAAUGUUAACACACAAGAACAGCUGAAGGAUCAGAGUGAUAAGUAUUUGAAUUACAUUAUGAUUUAGCCUUAUUCACACCUGAUUUUG